Messenger RNA from Penicillium samsonianum, 1950 nucleotides. Its product is annotated as Glycoside hydrolase superfamily. The coding region runs from base 1 to 1950 and encodes 649 amino acids. The record is from RefSeq and is a predicted model, not a curated record. The transcript has a single exon. NCBI's taxonomy places the organism in Eukaryota, Fungi, Ascomycota, Eurotiomycetes, Eurotiales, Aspergillaceae.
AUGUUCAACCUACACCGCAUCAUCUGCCUUCGGGCUUUUCUUGUGGCCCUCGCACUUGGGCCGGUCAAUGCUGUACCCAUUGCCCACGACAACCUCGCUGGCCCUCACGAUGGAGGCCCCGCGGUGUGGCCCACUCCUCAAGAGAUCACGAUGACCGGCGGAAAGGUAUCGCUCAAGGGUGAUGUCACCAUCAUAACCGACGAUUUCAAGGACUCUGCCACGAUCUCCACGGUCAAGGGAAUUGUGGCUGCCGCCGGUGGUAAUGCUGUUCUCGCCUCCAAGCCCAGCGGCAAGGGCACGCAGAUCUUCGUUGGUACAGAGGCGGAAGCUGGCGUCGCUGUCGCUGCUGCCAAGGCUCUUGCGGGAAACUCUGCGAAUGGCCUCGACGCCGACGGCUACGUUUUUGCAUGUGGCAAGUAUGAGAAACAGCCAAGCAUUGUACUUAAUGGUGUAGACACACGCGGCACUUUCUACGCGGCACAGACUCUUCGUCAACUUCUCGACGGUGACCAUAUUCCCGGUGUCAAGGUGCGCGACUGGCCGCUCAUGUCUAUCCGUGGCUCGAUUGAGGGAUUCUACGGUGUCCCUUGGUCUCAUCAGGCACGUCUUGACCAGUUUUCUUUCUACGGAAAGCACAAGAUGAAUACCUAUGUGUACACGCCAAAGGAUGACCCACUUCUCCGCGCCAAAUGGCGCACUCUUUACAGUGGAGACGAGCUUACCCAGCUUAAGGAGCUUGUUGAGACAGCAAAUACCAACCAUGUCGCCUUCACCUAUGCUCUUUCUCCCGGCCUAGACGUAUGUUACUCAUCGGACGAGGACUUCGACGCUACUGUGGCCAAGUUUGACCAGCUGCGCGACUUUGGCGUCAGCAGCUUCUACAUCGCUCUCGACGAUAUCGCCCUCGAGUUCCAUUGUGAUGCGGACAAGAAGAAGUGGCCCAAAACGGAGAACGACGAAUGGAUCGCCGAUGCCCAGGCCUUCUAUCUGAACCGUGUUCAGACGGAGUACAUCGAGCCAAAUGAUCUCGAAAAUCUCGAGACUGUCCCAACCAACUACGCCGGCAGCGCACCAUCCCCGUACAAGAAAGAAUUCGGCACCAAGCUAAAUAAGAAGAUCCGCGUUCAGUGGACCGGCGAAGGAGUCUUCAGCGACAACAUCACAGUCGACAGCGUUGUGACCGCCGACUCGAGCUACGUCACCGACAAUCUUUUCCUAUGGGACAACUUCCCAGUCAACGACGGCAACCGUGACCGUCUAUUCCUCAACCCGCUCACCAAGCGUGCCGCCGAACUAUACAAGCAUCUUCUUGGCUUCACCUCGAAUCCGAUGAGUCAAUCAUACGCCUCAAUGGCUGCGCUCGCCAACUACGGCGACUAUACGUGGAACGGGCCAUCAUACGAUGCCACCAAGUCUAUGGAUGCAAGCUUAUGGGAGCUAUCGGGCAGUGACACAACCGUUCACAACGCACUCAUCGCGUUCACCGACCUCAACCAGAACUGGCCAUACCAAAGUCCCGAGGUCAAUGCGCCCCAGCUUACCAAGGACAUUGCGGCUUUCUGGGCCGCUCGCAAAGCCGGCACUAGUCACGGGACUAAGGCGUUGAAAGAUCGCCUCGCACUCAUCCUCACCAUCCCCGACGUUCUCCCCAAUUUGGCUACCAAGGCCUUCGCUACGGACGUGGCACCCUGGUCGACUGUUGCUACGCAGUGGGCGAAUGCCUGCAAGCACUUGAUUGCUAUGCUCGAGGCGCUCGAUGGCAAGAAUCAAAGUACGGCAGAUGCUGAGUUCAAGUAUGCCAAGGAGUGGGUUGAGAAGACGAAGGCUAAGACUGUCGAUGACCGUAACACCGAGGGUGAGGACCUUCCUAAGUCGAUCGUGCCGACUACCGGUGAUGGGGCAUUUGAUAAGUUCCUCACUGAUGCCACGGCUAUUUAUAAUGGUAAAUAG